Clarias gariepinus (North African catfish) is the source of this 2258-nucleotide messenger RNA. It is a transcript of the gene suclg1, whose product is annotated as succinate-CoA ligase GDP/ADP-forming subunit alph. The transcript has 9 exons. NCBI's taxonomy places the organism in Eukaryota, Metazoa, Chordata, Actinopteri, Siluriformes, Clariidae. The record is from RefSeq and is a predicted model, not a curated record. Gene Ontology annotation, biological process: tricarboxylic acid cycle. The coding region runs from base 71 to 1051 and encodes 326 amino acids. Gene Ontology annotation, molecular function: succinate-CoA ligase (ADP-forming) activity; succinate-CoA ligase (GDP-forming) activity. Gene Ontology annotation, cellular component: mitochondrion; succinate-CoA ligase complex (ADP-forming).
GGGUGACGUGCGUGUGUGUGGGUCUGUCUGUAUUUGAGUGUGUGUGAGUGUCAUUGCUGAGUGACCCAGGAUGUCUCACUGCAGACUGCUCGCACGGCUGCUAUUGCAGCAGCAGCAGGUGGGAGUCAGACACUGUUACUCAUCCACACGGAAGAGUCUGUACAUCAACAAGGACACUAAAGUCAUCUGUCAGGGCUUCACAGGAAAGCAGGGCACCUUCCACAGUCAGCAGGCUCUGGAUUAUGGCUCUAAGUUAGUCGGAGGCGUGUCUCCUGGAAAAGGCGGGAAAACUCACCUGGGGCUGCCGGUGUUCAACUCUGUGAAGGAGGCGAAGGAGGGGACGGGCGCCGACGCCACGGUGAUCUACGUUCCUCCUCCCUUCGCGGCGGCGGCCAUCCUGGAGGCCAUCGACGCCGAGAUCUCCCUGGUGGUUUGUAUCACGGAGGGAAUUCCCCAGCAGGACAUGGUGCGGGUCAAACACAGGCUCCUGCGCCAGAACGUCACCCGCCUCAUCGGCCCCAACUGCCCCGGCGUCAUCAACCCUGGAGAGUGUAAGAUCGGGAUCAUGCCCGGACACAUCCAUAAGAAGGGGAGGAUCGGCAUUGUGUCACGGUCGGGUACACUGACGUACGAGGCGGUUCACCAGACGACGCAGGUGGGACUGGGCCAGUCUCUGUGUGUCGGAAUCGGUGGAGAUCCGUUUAACGGCACCAACUUCAUCGACUGCCUGGAGGUUUUCCUGCACGACCCCAAGACUGAGGGCAUCAUCCUGAUCGGAGAGAUCGGGGGCGACGCCGAGGAGAACGCCGCCCACUUCCUCAAACAACACAACACUGGUGCUAAUGCUAAACCGGUGGUGUCGUUCAUCGCCGGCCUCACGGCACCCCCUGGCAGGAGGAUGGGUCACGCCGGCGCCAUCAUCGCAGGAGGAAAGGGCGGGGCUAAAGAAAAGAUCGCCGCCCUGCAGUCAGCCGGCGUGGUGGUCAGCAUGUCCCCCGCCCAGCUGGGCAGCACCAUCUUCAAGGAAUUCGAGAAGAGGAAGAUGCUGUGACGGGGGGACGAGUCUCGCAGACGCCGCAGUGUUCGUUUUUAGUUUCUGUUUUUCAGCAAUGAGUUUGUGUGUGUGGUGAUUUACCUCCACCUCCGUCUUCACCUCCACCUCAUCCAUCAUCAGCCUCUGAAAUACAGUUGAACUUCUCUUUCUUCCUCUGCUCGUGUUCUGUCACUUAACGAGGUGUGUUAAUUUAUCACGUUAUUCACUGAGCCAGACGCCGCACAGAAUUAUUAUAAUAAUAAUAAUAAUUAUAAUUUUUUUUUUUACCGGAAACAUACCAGCACUUGCUUUGAUCGCGCCAUGGCGCCGUUCCUCCUCCUGUCUGUUAUUGUUAUUAUAAUUUUUAUUUUAGUUUUAAAGCCAAUUCCGAACCUCGUCUCUGAAGUUAUUUGUCGACUCGCGCUCACUCUCAAUUCCAACCAAUUUAGAGUCUUGUUAUGGAAAACGCUCGUCCCGUGCCACAUGCGUUCCAGGCUCUCAGAACGGUCUCUGCGCUCUCGCGUACGUAUUUAUUAAUUCUGACACGUAAACCAUCUCUCUCUCUCUCUCUCUCUCUCUCUCUCUCUCUUUCUCAAUCUUUACGACAUGCUUUUUUUUCUUUCUCUCCCUCCUUUUCUUCUCCUCCGCCAGGGAACGGAAAGCGCCGGUUCAAUCGUUGCCAAGCGUGUUUUAGAAAGCCACUCAUCAAAAUGUCAACAGGAGGAAAAAAAAAUUUUUUUUUUUUUCAGAACAUCUGAAAAUCUAAUUUACUGAAGUACGAUAGCAGUCAGGCGUCCAGAAUAGUCACGGGGGUUUUUUAUUGUCGCCUUCCUGCAUUGAAACACACGAGGAAAAGCUUUGAUUUAUUGGGAAUGGAUAAAUAAUGGGCUGUAAUGAUGAUGUGAUGUGCCAUUUCGACACAAGCACGAGAGGUGGAGGGGGAAAAAAAAGGUUUCCAUUCUUUUGGAGUAUGUGCAUUUUUCCAAAAAAGAAAGUUAUCAUUUUUUUUUUCUCUUUUUAAUGUUUAUAAGCUCAUUGUGGUUGAAGCAGGAACUCCAAAUCGUCCAUGCCUUAAUUUUGGUGGAAGUGUGCAAGAACCCUGUAAUUCUACAAUAUCAAUGUCCUGAUUAAAGUAAUAAAAAAUAAAUCAAUAAAUAAAAUAAUGUAAAAAAAAAAAACAAGAGCAUUUACUUCUGUCUAUACAUUAAAUAAAACUGUAAAGCUG